Paramecium tetraurelia is the source of this 609-nucleotide messenger RNA. RefSeq lists its product as uncharacterized. The transcript is spliced from 4 exons. The record is from RefSeq and is a predicted model, not a curated record. NCBI's taxonomy places the organism in Eukaryota, Ciliophora, Oligohymenophorea, Peniculida, Parameciidae.
AUGAGAACAUACAUCGAUUAAUCCUAACGCAGACUCCUAGACGAUAACUUCAAUUUGAAAUCGUUUCGUUCUCAAGCCAAAGACAAGUGGAAUUUGAGUUUGACGAGUGAUUUGAAUUAAUCGUCUUUCAAUUCUGUGAGAAAGGAGAAUCGUUAAGGAGUGCCAUCCUUCGACAAUUUGCAAGUAAGGAUUCGGGACUUAUCUUAAUCGCGUCAGACAACUUUAAAUUAUAAUUCUAACGAUAAUUUUACUCCCUAGAAGAAUCUUUACUCUCCUCAUAAAGCCUAUGGGAUGAGAUAAAUAAUUUAAACCACCUUGGGAUAGAAUACAAUGACUAAUUCAAAUGAAAAGCAACCUCAAAAUUCGAAAUCUCAAUCUUCUCAAUAGAAGCUAUUUUAAAGGCCGAGUGAUCCUCUAUAAUUGCCAUUGAAAGGGUCAUCUAGAAAACAAGGAAGACUUUUGUCUGAUGCAGUACAAUUAAAUGAAAUCGUGGCAUUGCGAAAUAGGAUUGAGUCAUCAGUAGUUAGUAGAUCAUCAUUGACUUCGACUUAUAUAAGUGAGUUAGUGAAAUUGGCCUAAUCCAUCACCACAUCUCUAAAACAAGAAUGA